ACGCAAACAUCCCGAAAUGGCAUUUAAUCGGGAUUCUUUCUCUUUACAUGUAACUAACUGUAUAGAGUAGACUAUCCAUGUGCGCUAAAGGUCUGCGCUGAGGCCGCGGUGCGCUAUUACUCAUUGUCAAGUGCGCAUGCGCAAUGCGAGCACGACUAACUUGAAGCGCUAACACCGACUACACGGCACCGCAACGAGGAGGUUACAGCCAUACAGACAUAAUGGGGAAGAAACAGAAAAAUAAGGGAGAUGAUGGUGCCAAAGACGACGGAGUUGACAUCGACGCGCUUGCAGCUGAAAUUGAAGGAGCAGGAGCAGGCAAGGAGCAGAGCAAAUCAAAGAGCAAGAAAAAGAAAGGAAAGAAAGAUGACUUUGAUGAGGAUGACAUCCAGAAAGAACUGGAGACACUGUCAUUAGAAAACCAAGGAGGAAAAUCUAAAGAAGAGGAAAAGAAAUCCGAUUCAGCAGUGGACGCUGAACCUGAGCCCGCUCUGAGUAAAGCGGACAAGAAGAAAGCCAAGAAGGGUAAAAAGGCAAAUCUGGAGGAUGAGGAAGGUGAUGAAGAUCAGGGUCAGAACAACAUGGAAAACGAGCGCAGGGCGAAAGACACAGAGACGGUGGCGGCUCCCGCUCCUGCUGUUGCUGCUUCAGACUCUGAGGAUGAGGGCUCGCGGUCACGGCAGAAACAUACGGCUAAAAAGAAAGGUGGCCGAAAGGGUGCAUCUGACUCGGAGGACGAUGAAGAUGGUGGUGCGAAGAAGGGUGAAGGAGCGGGUGACAAUGAUGAAUCAGACGAUGAUUCUCAAGCCGCACGCAAGAAGAAAAGUAAAGCCAAACCAGACAGUGAGGAAGACGAAGGAGAAGAAUCGGCCUUCAAGGUGAAGACAGCUGCGCAGAAGAAAGCAGAGAAAAAAGAGAGGGAGAGGAAGAAGAAAGAGGAGGAGAAGGCCAAGCAGAGAGCUAAGAAAGAGAAAGAAGAGGAGGCCUUAAAGAAGGAGACAGGGAAACCUGCUACCACACCUUCAGCAGAGAGCAAGGAAAUAGAGGCAGAGGCUUCAGUGGAGCAGGAUGCAGCUGAUGUCCAGGGAGAAGAGGAGGCUGAGGGUGACAAAAAGAAAAAGGACAAGAAGAAGAAGAAAGGUGAGAAGGAGGAGAAAGAAAAGGACAAGAAAAAGGGUCCCAGCAAAGCAACAGUGAAAGCAAUGCAAGAGGCCCUGGCCAGAAUGAAGGAGGAGGAGGAACAAGCCAAAAGAGAAGAGGAGGAAAGACAGCGACGGCUGGAGGAGCUGGAGGCUCAGAGACAGGAGCAGGAGCGUCUAGAGGCCGAGAGGAAAGAGAAGAAAAAACAAAAGGACAAGGAGAGAAAAGAAAGGCUAAAGAAGGAGGGAAAGCUCCUUACCAAGGCCCAGAAAGAGGCUCGAGCCAGAGCAGAAGCCACGCUGCGAGUGCUGCAGGCUCAGGGUGUUGAAGUGCCAUCCAAAGAUGCAAUGCCAAAGAAGAAGCCGGUUUACUCUGAUAAGAGAAAAAAAAAGCCAACAGCACAAACUCCUGAAGAAACUUCAGAAGUGGCAUCACCCACAUCAGAGACACCUCAGCCAGUCACAACAGAGAUGAAAGUGGACAAACCUGAAGCAGAGCAAGUUAAGGAGCCAAAAGCGGAGGCUGCUGAUCUGGACGAUUGGGAGGCCAUGGCUAGCGAUGAGGAGAAAGAGAUGAAGAAGGUUCACAUCGAGGUGAAGGGAACUACUCUGGCAACACAAAAACCUGCUGAAGACCAAGAGAACGGCAGUGAGGAAGAAGAGGAUGAUGAUGAAGAGGAGGAGGAUGAAGAUGAAGAGGAGAAUGAUGGAGAGGAGAGUGAGGAUGAGGAGGACAACAAAGACCGCAGCAACAAGAUGAGCACAAAUAAAGCAGGAAAAGAGCCGAGCUCCGAGUCAAGCAGCGAGAGCGAUUCGGACGAUGACCGAAGCAAAGAGGAGAGACUUUAUGACAAGGCCAAGAGACGCAUAGAGAAACGAAGGCAGGAAAACCUGAAGAACAUUAAUUUUGGCAAGCUCCGAUCUCCUGUGGUUUGUGUACUGGGUCAUGUAGACACAGGGAAGACCAAAAUCCUGGAUAAGCUGAGACACACACAUGUUCAGGAUAGUGAGGCUGGUGGGAUCACACAGCAGAUCGGAGCCACUAAUGUGCCCCUGGAAACCAUAUUAGAACAAACCAAGAUGGUGAAAAAUUUUGACAAGGAGAACGUGAAGGUUCCUGGCAUGCUCAUUAUUGACACACCUGGACACGAGUCCUUCAGUAAUCUGAGGAACAGGGGUAGUUCUCUGUGUGACAUCUCCAUCCUGGUGGUGGAUAUCAUGCACGGUUUAGAGCCACAGACGAUCGAAUCCAUCAACCUGCUGAAGGAGAAGAAAUGCCCCUUCAUAGUAGCACUUAACAAGAUUGACCGUCUGUACGACUGGAAGAAGAGUCCAGACACAGACGUGGUGGCCACACUAAAGAAGCAGAAGAAAAACACCAAGGAUGAGUUUGAUGAGAGGGCUAAAGCUGUCAUCGUGGAGUUUGCGCAGCAGGGACUUAACGCUGCCCUGUUCUACGAGAACAAAGACCCUCGUACAUUUGUGUCCCUGGUUCCCACCUCGGCCCACUCGGGUGAUGGGAUGGGGAACCUCAUCGCACUGCUGGUGGAGCUCACUCAGACCAUGCUGGCCCGCCGACUGGCUCAUUGUGAUGAACUUCGAGCACAGGUCAUGGAGGUAAAAGCUCUUCCUGGAAUGGGUACGACGAUAGACGUCAUCCUGAUCAACGGUUGUCUACGGGAGGGCGAGACUAUUAUCGUCCCCGGUGUCGAUGGACCAAUCAUCACUCAGAUCAGAGGGUUGCUCCUCCCACCACCCCUGAAAGAGCUCCGAGUGAAGAAUCCGUAUGAGAAGCAUAAAGAAGUAUCUACGGCUCAGGGAGUCAAGAUCCUGGGAAAAGAUCUGGAGAAGACGCUGGCAGGCCUGCCUCUUCUCGUCGCUCAUAAAGAGGAUGAAAUUCCAGUGCUGAAGGACGAGUUGAUCCGGGAGCUGAAACAGACUCUGAAUUCCAUAAAACUGGAGGAGAAGGGUGUGUAUGUGCAGGCCUCUACACUCGGCUCUCUGGAAGCUCUGCUGGAGUUCUUGCGUACAUCCAAAGUGCCUUAUGCUGGCAUCAACAUCGGUCCUGUCCACAAGAAGGACGUCAUGAAAGCUUCCACUAUGUUGGAGCAUGAUCCACAGUAUGCAGUGAUCCUGGCUUUUGAUGUGAAAAUAGAGCGAGAUUCUCAGGAGCUGGCCGACAGCCUCGGUGUGCGUAUUUUCAGUGCCGAGAUCAUCUACCAUCUGUUUGAUGCCUUCACCAAAUACAGAGAAGACUACAAGAAACAGAAACAGGAUGAGUUCAAACACAUAGCUGUGUUCCCCUGUAAGCUGCGUAUAUUGCCCCAGUUCAUCUUCAACUCCAGAGAUCCCAUCGUCAUGGGGGUCAUUGUGGAGGCUGGAGUACUAAGGACGGGCACUCCUGUGUGUGUGCCCAGCAAAGGGUUUGUAGAUAUUGGCAUUGUGACCGGUAUCGAAAUAAAUCACAAGUCUGUAGACAGCGCUAAGAAAGGACAGGAGAUCUGUGUGAAAAUAGAGCCAAUUCCUGGAGAUGCACCCAAGAUGUACGGCAGACACUUUGAAGCUGUAGACAUCAUUGUUAGCAAGAUCACCCGUCAGUCGAUUGAUGCUCUGAAGAACUGGUUCAGAGACGAGAUGCAGAAAUCAGACUGGCAAUUAAUCAUGGAACUGAAGAAAACCUUUGAAAUCAUCUGAACACACCAGUGACUGUGACUGACGUAGAUCUCAAAUGCCCCCCUGUGCGCACAUACAAACGCUAUACGUUGUACAUUCCUAAAGGUCACGUGUGAUUUUGGAGUCAUCAGUGUCGCUCAUACAUUUAAGGACAUUUGUACUCGUCACAGCCUUGCACAGUCCCGUAUCGAGGAUUAGUUUCUCGUGUGCAUGGGCGAAAACUCACAACACUCCUCUUUUCCUCUCCAACUCUUUUUGGGUGGUGGGGACUGUUGGAGACAAAAAAAAAACACCCAAAGGUGGGAAAAAAGUUUUUCUGUGAGAAACUGAAACUAUUACCACUGUUUUAAACAGUGACAAAUGUUAGAAAAUGUUAGACAACCUUUACAUUUAUUCCAAACGUGCCUGUUCUCUCUUGAUCAAUCCAGUUUCUUUUUCUGAGGUCUGACCUUAGAUUUACAUCAAAAGUUAUAAAGUGACGUUAGUGUGACUCUCGUGAAUGACUGCUGGAGAUUUCGUCAGGGUUUUAGAUAUCUAAAAAACACUUACCUUAUCAGUAUUUUCAUUUGCCCUGCUUUUUUCUUUCCUUUCUGGAGUGUAGUUUUUAAAUAGUCCUUUUUAAAAGUAUCAUCCCAGCCAGAAAUGGACUCUCUCCUCGUCUCCCUCUCUCGGGUUUCCUUUGUGCCCACGGACACCUUCACCCGGAGUGUGUGAACUUGGAUGAAAGGCCCUUCCCGUCCUCAUUUUGAAUAUGAAAUCUCAAAGAAAUUGACAGGUGAAAAUCAACAAUAAAGAGAUGGCCUAUUUA
Sinocyclocheilus grahami is the source of this 4620-nucleotide messenger RNA. RefSeq names its product eukaryotic translation initiation factor 5B (gene eif5b). The record is from RefSeq and is a predicted model, not a curated record. NCBI's taxonomy places the organism in Eukaryota, Metazoa, Chordata, Actinopteri, Cypriniformes, Cyprinidae. The transcript is spliced from 24 exons. The coding region runs from base 222 to 3833 and encodes 1203 amino acids. Gene Ontology annotation, cellular component: mitochondrion; cytoplasm. Gene Ontology annotation, biological process: translational initiation. Gene Ontology annotation, molecular function: GTPase activity; GTP binding; translation initiation factor activity.